Messenger RNA from Insectozyma verbasci, 481 nucleotides. NCBI's taxonomy places the organism in Eukaryota, Fungi, Ascomycota, Pichiomycetes, Serinales, Debaryomycetaceae. The record is from the annotation of a GenBank genome assembly.
AUGUCAUUCUUCAGAGAUUUAUUAGAAUCAGUUAUACCAACUGCUUAUGCUGAUGAAGUAUGUAACUGAAAACUAAAAAAGGAUGGAGGAAAAGUACUAACAAAUAUAAUAGCCAGUCGAAGAUGAAGAAGCACCAGUUGAAACACCAGAAGAAGCUCCAGAAGUAGAAGUUGAAGAAGAAACAGUUGAAGAACCAGAAGAAGAUGGAGAUGACGAAGACGAAGAAGACGAAGAAGACGAAGAUGAAGAUGAAGAAUCAGAAGAUCCAUUAGAUUCAUUAAGAGAAGAAUGUACCAAAACAAUUGCAUGUAAACCAUUCGAUCAUCAUUUCCAUGAAUGUAUUGAAAGAGUUACUAAAGAAAUGGAAGAACCAGAUUAUGAACAUAAACAUUAUAAAGAAGAUUGUGUUGAAGAAUAUUUCCAUUUACAACAUUGUGUUAAUGAUUGUGUAGCACCAAGAUUAUUUAAUAAAUUGAAAUAG